This is a messenger RNA of Anopheles gambiae (African malaria mosquito), 14601 nucleotides long. RefSeq lists its product as uncharacterized. Lineage: Eukaryota; Metazoa; Arthropoda; Insecta; Diptera; Culicidae. Gene Ontology annotation, cellular component: membrane. The transcript has 13 exons. Gene Ontology annotation, molecular function: protein binding; serine-type endopeptidase activity. Bases 1205 to 5503 code for a protein of 1432 amino acids. The record is from RefSeq and is a predicted model, not a curated record. Gene Ontology annotation, biological process: proteolysis.
UACUACUAUACAGUCACACACACACACACACACACACAUACUCCUUCUCUCACACACAAACACACACAGUGUUAUUCGUACGUGUCGCGCCUCCUGGUCCAUCUCUGACGGGCGCGCUGUGUGAAAAGAAGGCGCAUUCGAACAAUCGCAGUUUGCUUUGGAUUGCUGGAUUGUCGGUGCAGGGUUGUUUUUUAGUGCACUGAUUUUUUUGUAUCUCGCACAACACCAUCACAACAGCCAGCCGCUCGCCGUGUCGUCAUCGCCCAGUGUUUUGUUGCGCACAGCGUGUAUCUUUAAAGUGUUUUAGCAAACAGGGGGCAACAACAAGGGAGUGCUGUCUCAGAAAACAAAAAGCCCUCAAACGGUGAACAACUCCCCUUUUUUUGUUUUCUUGCUACAGACACACACACACAUACACAAUUACAUCCCUCAAACAAAAGGCAACAACGUUAAGUUCAGCAAUUGAGUGCAGCAAAUAAUAAUAAAAAAAAAAUCCCAGGUGCCCCACUAGUCGGUUGUGAAAGCGUGACCAAUACCCUAACGUAAUCUCUCCCACCCCUUCUAUCCACCGUGUCAUCCCUUUCCUUUCAUUUUGUGUCGGUGCGUGCUUGCCUUGAGGGCGAAAGUGUCGAAGGGUUUUUUUUUCUUUUCUUUUUUAUACGUGUGCCCAUCGUGAGUGAGUGAAUUGCCGUGAUACACAAACACAAACACACACACGUACACACAUAAGCAUCAGUGUGGCAAAAGGUGGGAAAAUCGCACAAUUUACGCUUGCGGUGCGCUAAAGUGUCUCCCGCCGAGUGCGUGCUUGUGUGGUGUGUGGCUAGGGUAGGGUGUGAGGCAAUGCCACGCAAGGUGCGGCAUAGUUUCGACGGGAAAACCACAACAACUAGUCUCCAAAGCAGCAGCAGCAGCAGCAACAACGACAAUAACAACAGCACUACUUUUGCAAGGACACCGGCGAAACGAAACGGUGAAGCAUAAUGAGCUUUCGCUGGAAGUGAGUCGAGUUGUUUCUUUUUUUUUAUUCACCACGCACUAAAGUUCAGUCGCCCGAUUGCUACGGCAACAUUGGAAGCAGUGGGUUGGCUUCGUUUGCUGUUAUAAGGACAGAGAGCGGCAGCAGCAAAGGAAGGAAAAGCCGAGGCAGGGUCUGUGAUUGCCAUUAUCAACAGUAACAAACGACGACAGCUACGACGGCGCGAUGGCGUCGUCGUUCGCUAAUUGCUCCUACGCGCCCGAUCCGAGCGCGGGCGACGCGAAUCCAUUCAACUACGGCGAGCGCAGCCUGCUGGACGAUCGUGACAAGCGUGGAGUAACACGUGCAUCAAGCCUAGCCCUACCGAACCACUCACUGCUAGAUCUGCUCGAGCAGAAGCAGAAGCUGUACGACACGAUCCACCUGACGCCACCGCCGAAAGGCAAUGGCACCCGGCGCCAUUCGUCCGACUCGUUCCCGAUGAUCGAGAACGAAAGCUUUCAAAUCCCGCAGCGGCAGAGCAAAAAAUCGUCCCAAGGUAUAGGGCCGGGGCCGCUGGUGCCACCGCCCGUGCCGAAGCGCACCUUCCAGGGCAACUUCCCGCGCAAACCGCCCGACUCGUUCGAGGUACAGAAGCGGGCGUCCCUGCUCGCACUCGACAGCUACCAGCAGCAGCAGCAACAGCUUCAGGCGCAGCAGCAACAGGUGCAGCAGCUACACCAGCAGCUGCAGCAGCAGCUCCAGCAGCAACAUCAGCAAGCGCAACCAUCGUACGCGCCGUUUGGCCGCUCCGAGCGGAUCUGCAAGUCCGCCUUCGAGGAUCAAACCUUCAGCUACUAUCCGGCGCCGAAAAGUGCGAAAAGCGCUGGAGUCUCCGCUGGAGGUUCUGCUAGCGGUGGUGGUGGUGGUGGUGUAGGUAGUAACGGCACCUGCCACAGUGUCAGCGCGACCAGCUUCGACGAUCUCGGCGAGCCGGAUGACUUUGUGCUGUUCAGCAAGAAGAUGGCCUCGAUCGAGUCGAACCGUUCGUCGAGCGAUUCGAACAAAUCGCAAACCACCAUCGACACCGGGUACGUGUCGGCGAACGAAACCGACCGCUCCUUGCUGACCGGUGGCAGCUGCUCGUCCGCCAAGGGCGGCGGUGCGACCUCCUUUCGCAGCCGGUUCUCCUCCGAGGACACCCAGUCGUCGCUGGACAGCUUCCUCUCCUCCGAGCUGCACCGGACCGACACGAUCGAGUCGCUGCCGCUGAACGAUUCGCCCUUCAGCCUAAAGAAGAACGUGUUCAACUUCGAUCUGAAAACGUCCCCGCUGAUCCGGGGCAGCAGCACCGUCUCGCCGAACUCGAUCGACGAAAAGCUGGACAGCUGUUCGCCGCGCAGCAUCGAGAGCAAGGGCUCCCGCAAGCUGCCGACCGUGCCGACCCGCAAAGGACCGGCCAGUGGGAUCGUGAUGCAGCCGAAGCUUCCACCGCCGGGUUCCGCCAGCGCGGGACCGAACAGUCGCAUGACGCCGCCGCUACCACCGUCCCGCUCGCAGCAAGCGUUCGAAACGCGCAAACUGCAGAAGCUGCAGCAAGCGCAGCAGCAACAAACGCAGCUCAACAACGUGGCGUCGGCGCACAAGACAGCACUGGAAAGCUUGCAGGAGCUGUACAGCAGACCGCUCGGCAUCAGGCGCAACAUACAUCGGCCACCGCCGCUCAGCCAGCAGCAGAUGGUCAACGCAGCGGCGAAAGCGUCCCUGCUGGGCGGCCAGCGCCAAGACUCGAGCAUCUCGAGCGACAGCUUCUCCAUUACCUCAAGCCCGGGCUUUCAGAGCAAAGCGAUGGAGAGCUCACUGCUGCAGCAACACACAUCCACCACCAACAGCAGCAAGUUCAACCGCUCGACCAUUCGCGGCAAGCCACCGAUGGACACGGCAACCGCAGUCGGCAUCGGUGGGACGAACGUCGCGCCGAACAACCUGACGGCGCUGAUGAAUUCAGCCGGAUCAACGCCGGGAGCGUCCGUCACGGCAGGCUCAACUUCCAUGUCGUCCGGUACCGGCAGUACCAUUCCCGGCGAAGGUUUGGCGGGAAUCGGUGUGUCCACUGGUACGAUUCGAUCCGUUCCGCCGCGAGUUAGCAUGCGGCAAGAUUCCAGCAUAUCCAGCGACAGCUUUAGUCAAACGUCCAGCCCUAGCUACAACUCGAAGAUCAUGGAGGCGCCGCUCCUAUCGCACGCCGCCAAGAUGCCCAAGGUGUCGAAACCGAUCGCGAAGAACCUGGACGAAAUCACGAAGGAAUCGCCAACGGACGUGAACGGAACGGCCGCCAUCAUUAAGAGUGCAUCGACACCGGCCAGCCUACAGACGAUCGUGCGGCUUUCCAACGGCUCAAACGUUAGUCUACAGCACAAGAAGUUCCAAAUUUUAAAAGCUCGUAAAAACUCCAACCCAUACGUGACGAGCGGCCGGUUAAAGUUCCGCCUCUGCCAGAUAUUGCUGAACGCCGUCGGGCUGCUUGCCAUUGCCGGUGGACUCGCAGCCUACUUCAACGCCUACCCGACGAUCAAGUUCGUGAAUCAAACCAUCACCCGUACGGCGGUUCCAGCGUCCCAGCCCGGCAGUUCCGCAGUGGGCGGUAGUGGCGCUGUUUCCUCAGUCCCGGCGUCCGGUUCGGGCCAAUCCGUGGCUGGAUCACCGGGCCGGACGGCACUGGAUGUGGCCGGUGGUUUCCGUGGCGAUCGUAACCCAGCGCCCGGCGUCUGCCUGCCGGUGAUCGUAAAGUUCUGCCAGCAACAUCGCGUACCCUACAACUAUACCGUCUUUCCGAACUACAUUGGACAUUUUGGCCAGCCCGAGGCACAGAUCGAAAUUGAUCUCUUCGAAGCGCUGGUCGAUGUGCAGUGUUACGAGCUUGUUCCACUGUUCUUAUGCUCUCUGUUUGUGCCUAAAUGCGGUAAUUCCGGUGCAACCGUACCGCCAUGUAAAAGUUUGUGUACUGAAACAAUGCGUCGAUGCAGCUUCUUCUUCGACGUGUUCGGACUGGAGCUGCCGGAGUAUCUGCGCUGCUCGAUCUUCAACGAUGCCGUGUCGGACCAGGAGGAGUGCGUCGGGAUGGCCGAGUACAAGGAGUCGAUCAUACGGUCCCGCCGUCCGAUGGCCUGCACUGGCUUUCUGUGUGACAAGCGGCGCUGCAUACCGAACGACUGGAAGUGUGACGGGCACGUCGACUGUCAGGAUCAAACGGAUGAGGCGCACUGUGACUUUUGCGGUGACGAUGCGAUCCACUGCGGCGAGGGGCAGUGCAUGAGCCAGAAGCACGUGUGCGACGGUACGCCCAACUGUCCGUACGGGCAGGACGAGCGAAACUGCAUUCGGCUCAGCGAGCGUAAUGGUGAUCUUGGCCGGGGUACGCUAGAGGUGUACAAAGCGGACCUCAAACAGUGGGCACCGGCAUGCGUGAAAAACUGGGAUCCAGCCACCUCACCCACCAUGAUCUGCUCCCUACUGGGCUACAGCUCGGUCAACUCGAGCCGCACGGCAAUGCGCGGCUCGAACCGGACGCUCGUCAGCACCAAGGACGCCUCCUCGAUGUGGCGCAUGUACCAGAAGAAGGACGUCAACCUGAUCAAGGAGUUCAACAGCUGCGACAUCAACUCGCGCUACCCGGUCGCAGAGCUGACGUGUUCGAACUUUGAGUGUGGUAAGGUGAGGAACAGGAAGUACUUCAAGGCAACGAAACGCAUUGUCGGUGGAUCGACCUCCAACCCGGGCGACUGGCCGUUCAUAGCGGCGAUUCUCGGCGGACCAGAGGAGGUGUUCUACUGUGCCGGCGUACUAAUCGCCGACCAGUGGGUCCUAACCGCUUCGCACUGCAUCGGCAAUUCUCCCACCAGUCACACGAUGCGCAACGUCAACGACUGGACGAUACAGCUCGGCAUUACGCGGCGCCGCUCGCACACGUACUACGGACAGAAGGUAAAGGUGAAGACGGUCAUACCGCACCCGAUGUACAACCUGCACAUCCCGCACGACAAUGACAUUGCCCUGUUCCAGCUGGCCACCCGGGUAGCGUUUCACGAGCAUCUGCUUCCGGUUUGUUUGCCGCCACCGCACAUCCGGGAGCUGCCGACCGGCAUCAACUGUACUGUGGUUGGAUGGGGCAAGCGUGAGGAGCGUAACUCCACACCGAACGGCGCAUCGUACGAACCGACGCUCAACGAGGUGAACGUACCGAUCGUGAGCCGCGAACUGUGCAUCGACUGGCUAGAAACGUUCAACGUGACGGAGGGCAUGAUCUGUGCCGGCUACCAGGAAGGUGGCCGAGAUGCGUGUCAGGGCGAUUCCGGUGGUCCGCUGCUGUGUCCGUACCCGAACGAAAAGGACCGCUGGUUCGUGGGCGGUAUCGUGUCCUGGGGCGUGCGCUGUGCCCAUCCCAAGCUGCCCGGCGUCUACGCGAACGUGCCCAAGUUUAUACCGUGGAUUUUGGCGCAAAUCAACAACCACUCCGUGCUGCAGACUGACACGAUCGGGCGAUAAUUUCGGGCCACCGUGAAAGUGUGGUAGGAGAGGCCAGCAGAGAUUGGUAGACUUGAAAGACGUGUAAGCCCGUGUAUCUGCGGCACUUGCGCUCACAGCAUUUGUGUGGAGUUAUUUAAACAGCGUGCUUAUGAAAAUGGGCAGAAUAUUUGACCAGAAAAUGAACCCUAUAUUAAAGCAAAGCCGUCGCUCUCAAACAAUCCCUAAAAUACUGAAUGAUAAGGACGAAAAAGCGAAAUUCCCUCCCACCCGUCCACCGAUGGGAACGCUUUCGCAGAGCAGGACGACAUCUGCCGGAAGCAAUGAAUCAUUCAUCGGCCUACGCGUUUUCAUUGAUUCCCCCGCCUCAUACAGACAGAUAACCGGUCAGACAUGGGACGUGAUGUUUACCGUCAACCGUAUCUGUCAAUCAGUGUGUCAGGUGAACGCUGCCCGAGCUCAAACGGCGCCGACAUACCUAACCUGCUGUUCAAAUAUCUCUACAAAAGCGUGAGUGUUCAGUUUAGGCACACAAAACAAGAAGAAUGAUUCAAACACUAUAGUUUACUAGGCACAACCCACUAGGAGUCAAUUGAAGGUGAUAUGCUGCAAUGCUGCAAAGCAAAAACAAACGAAAAAGGAGAUAAAACCCAUUGACAAUAAUGGCUAAUGAGACAAUAAUCAAUUUGUUCGUAAGUACAAUUUGCACACGUUAAACCAUUGCACCACCAAUCGGGAAGGGUUCGCGGGAAGAAGCUGCAAUACAGCAUCCAAUUCCGAUAGGCCCCAGGCACAGGGCACAGUAAUCACGACAAUAAGCAACGCCAAGCAGUAUUGCGCAGUAUCGGUGAUAGUAGGGAACUGGGAAUUCUUUUUUUAUUAGAAAGCAAGCAAAUCAGUUAAGAAGGCAGAGCAAACGAAGACAAUAAGAAGCAUCUGAGUCAAACUCGGAAUAAUAUUAGUCGCCAAAAACGAGAAAUAGAAGUUGUUUGUUUUAGCAAGAGAGGGAUGAUAUCGUUGCAGCAUGAUAUGUUGCAGUGUUUGUGCAACCAGUGGUCGUCAGUAUUUGGUCUAUUUGGGAAGUUCAGUAAAGUCAAUGUUCGGUAUUAACUUGCUCAGCGUCGCGGUUCCGAAUUUUGGGUACCAUUAAAGACAUUACAGGGUUUUCCAGGAGUUCUCAUAGCUGUGGGACACUUUUUUGACUCUUUCUUACUUGAAAUGAACUUAAUGUAAUGGGAAUUGGACUCUAUAGCACCCUUGUUGGACACAUCCAAUAGGAAUUUCCAAGGAGCCUGUCUAAAACGGGUGCCAUAGAAUUCUAUUUCCAUAACAUGAAGUUCAUUUCCGGUAAAGAAAGAGUCAAGGAAGUAUCCCACAACUGUGAAAACUCCAAGAAAACCUUGUAAAAUCGUUUGCUUUCCUUUCGAUGUUUGCUUUGAGCGGUACAAUACGCGAUAAUGCCGUGGAAGCAGGGCAGGGAUAUACUACUGCAAACUGCAACCGGUUGCAAAAAUAAGCAAAAACCCCAAAAGUAGCAGCGAUUGAAAGCAUUUUUAUUCUAUACAAUCUACCACUAUGGGCAUUUAAAGCAUACCUUACAUAUAUUAUAUUGGUAGAUAUACAACAAAACCAACAUACAAAAUGGUAAAUUAUUACGAACCAGAACAAUAUUAUUAUCAUUAUUAAUAUUAUUUUUUUAUUACAACGACUCCGUAUCACUCACUCAGCAAAGCAUCAAGUAGCAUAUUUAUCGACUGUUGUUGCUAUUUGGAAGAGUUUUAAGAGACAUGGUUAGGGUUGGGCAGUGCUACAAAAACGUUGUUGGAAUAUUGUUGCGUUAGGAGUGGAAUGUAAAGCGGAAAACAAGGUAUGGAAAAGGUAAACGAUCUAACCAGAGGGCAAUCGCUUUUUAGGUGUUCUCCAUUCAGGUGUUUGACAGAGAUUCGAUUAUUUAUCAACCCACAAAGGCGCAAAGAGUGUUUGUUAUCUACCGCCAAACCCGUCUACCCAAUACCACGGCACGUGUAUUUUAAUGGAAUGUUGGAGUGUGUGGUUGGAGUUGAGUUUAAUGCUAACGAUGGUUUUGCCGUUUUACUAAUAGAAAAUGUUGUGCAGAUGAGCUGCAGUAAGGAAUGUUUUUGAAAGGAUAUAUUUUUACCCCUCCAAUAAAAAAGUGGAAUAAAAGAACGCAUGACAAUAAGAAAGAGAUGAGACAAACACACAGCUAGCACAUUGUGUCCAACCAUAUCGAGAUGCAUGUGUUGUAUUCACUGUGAAUUUUAAAAUGGAACAACGCACACAAAAAAGAGAUGCAACAAUCAAAUGCCAUUAAACGUUGUCUUGCAACACAGUUUUGCGUUUCAAUACAGUAAACUCGUCUAUUUACAAAUCGCGUGCUUGCAUUGUGUGCUGCUAAUUGUUACAGACAAUAAAUAGGAAUUUGUGUUUAUUUUUUGCUUCUUUUUUCUGUUCCCCCGUUUUACGUAGGAUGUAGAAUGAAUUUAAAAGGUGUAUCAAAUUUUUACACGUGCUAUUGCCACAUCACAAUUUAAAAAGGGUAGCAAUGUUGGUAGCAUGGUGCGUACUUUGUACGGCAGGAAUAUUAAAACAUAAAAGUUCUAUUUGUGUGUGUUUUUUGUAGACAACAAUGUAACAAAAAAGGCUACACACAUACACGUGCGUUUCAAACGACGUGCCAACAGCGAGACAAUAAGCACAUUGCACAGUGGGUAAUUGAGGUUUGUCGAGAGGUUAGGUAUAUCAGUGUGGAUACAUAUUUUUUAUAACUAACAACAAAACACACACCCACAUAUCCACACAGACCCGCAGGGACAAUAAACUCGAGUGACGAGUGGAAAACAGAAAGUAUUUAUGGAUAAAAUGCAUUUAUAAUCCUAUCCCCUACUAGCCCUUUAACAAAACUAGUAACGCUAAGAGAGAGAGAGAAAAAAUACAGAAACACAGAAACUACAGAGUUUAAGGAAGUUUGUGAAGAAGGGCACGUUUAAUAAUGAACGUUAUUACAAUAGGAAUAUUGCCGCCUAGUGAUGAAGACUCGUUUUUUUUUUUACUCAAUAUACUCUCCCAACAAAACAAACACUGUUGUUCGAAUCAGUGCUAUUACUGGACAGCAAUGCCACAUAAUUGUGAAGGUGCGCCACGUGGUGUAAUAGUUGUGCUUUCCUUGGACAAGAAGCUUUUGUGGUAGGCAUGUGUAGCGGUAGUUGAUAGACGUCAGUGUACCAAUCUUCCACGGGUUGAUGGUAGGUUUGGUUCCCACACAAAUCAUCCCGUGUACGCUCAUGAAUUCGUAUAAAAACUGUGUGAUGCGUGUGUGCGCGUGUGUGCGCUUGUCUGUGUGUGUGUGGGGACAAGGUGCGUAGAAUUAUGUACAAAUUUGAAUUAACCAUAUCCCUUAAGCUUUAGUGAAGGCUACACUUCAAACCAGGGCAGCAUAGUAUAUCGUGAGAGCACAGAAUGCCUAUUUCGAGAAAGGGAUGAUGCAAAGGGAGAAACAUUUAUAUCGAGUGAGGUACAAUACACAAAAACCGACACACAAGUAGCCAUUAAACAACAACAAACAACAAAAGACACACCGAAUGAUAGAACUUUAUCGUAAACUGUAACUUAAUGGGCAUUAGUCAACCAAAACGACAUCCGCAGGAGAAAGAAACACAGAAGGCUACAAUUAAAUAUGCUGUACAAGGUAAAACUUCGCACCCAACGGCAUAAUGGGGUAGUCAUAAAAGCCGAACGGUGAAAUGAAUUUGUGAGCAACACUGGUAAAGGGCGGAAGAGUGUAUGUGAAUGUGCUUCAAAGGCAUCCUCUUUAAUAUCAGCUCAACUGCGAGUGUGGUCGAAGCACCAGAUCUCCCUUGUUUUAUAUACACAGAGUCACAACAACUAGAAUUAAACCGAAUCAAACAACAAACGGGCGACAUUGUAGCAGUGUUUAGGCAUAAAACAAUACUAAUGAUAACAGUUUAAACAAGAAUGAACAAAACAAAAAGAAACACACAAACAAUAAACUAUUUGUAGUUGACUAUACGAAUGAAAGAGAGGAAAGGGUGAAAAAGAGAGCGCAAAAGUGAAAGAGUGAGUGAAAGGGUACUGGUUAAGCAUUGCAUUAUUUCAAAAUAUACCUAUAUAUAUAUCAAAUAUCAUAUACAAUUCCUGGUAUAUAGGAAUAGAGCAACCUAUCUUAUGCAAACUACAUGGGAUGUACUAAGCUGCGCAUUAGUGGAUAAUGGAUAGUAGUGAAUAGUGUGUUGGUCUUUUUUGUUUUCUUUUACAAGAAUAAUACAUAUGUGGUUCAAUUUGUAGCAGUAGCAAUUUAUCCACUUUACCACCUCCAAACCCGGAACUGGUCGGAAUGUGUUGUGUUUAUUAAAAGCCCCACAACACACACUUUUUGCCACGUCAUUUAACCGGGCAGAAAUGUUUGGUUUUAUUGAAUGAAUACAGAAGUACAGCAUGAGAUAAUAUUAAUGUGCAAAUUUCAACUGCUUUCUACUUCGGUGGUCACUUAGGAAACGAUUAAUAAUUUCCACAAAAAAAAUACAAAUUGUUUUAUUUAAAAUAAACACGGUUUAAGACACAUUUAAGUAAUAGGCAACAACCGUUCUUAAUACAGCUUUGUGUGCAUCUAAGUGGUGUCAAACUAUGAUGUUAGGGUAAAUGUUUGGACCGAUCAUACACCGAAACGCAUUACACUCACACAAGAUAAUACACCAUACAAAUAACAAUGUUAGUAAAUUAAGAAGGAUUUAUGUUUUUUCACAUUUUCUAUUUUUUUUUUAAACAAAACAACAACAAACCCUGCUACAAAUACAACGCUAAUGUGUUCUUCGUGCUUCGUUAGUGAUGCAUGCCUGUUUGGUAGAGAGGGUUUUUUCUGUUGUAAUCGUACUUGUUGGUGCAUAGUACCAUACCUAGAGGGCGCCACACACGAGUGUGGAUGCGCAAAUGGAUGGAGAGGAUGAAUUUAAUCAAUUUAAACGAAAAUAGAUAUAGCCCAACACAGCCAACCACUGAGCGAAUACACACACACACACUAUGGAAUAGGAGGGGUAGAAACAUUAGAAGAAAACAAACAAAACAUAUAUGCGUGGGUUUCAGCUUUAAUAAAAACAACUAUGUCAUAGAGCAGUUUGUCAGUGAACAAAAGCCACAGCACCAGCAACCCGGUAAACUCGGGCUGGCUGAGCGUGAAGAAAGUGUACAUCGCCUGCCUGCAGACAGCACCAUUACAAUGCACCUACAUCAAAAUACAAUAGUAACGUCACAAUGCAUGGAGGAACUCUCCAACCAACAGUAACCAAUAGUAGAAGUAAGAGAUUUUACACUCAAGUUACUUUACUUCCCUAUAUGAGUUGCUUAUUUACAAGUUUAACAGGAAUGUUUUUGUUGUAACAUUCUAGUACAUAUCAAGCUAAACCACAACUGUUUAUUGCUAGGAUAAGCAUUAUAAAACUUUUUUUUUGUUAUUUUUUGAAAAUCAAAAAGGUUUGUUUUUUCAACUCCAACAAGCAAACAAAUUCACACAAAAAUCCCAAACGAGCAUUGAGCAUAGAGGGAGAACAAUUUUUGCUAACACGUAUAGAAAUAUUAAAGUAAAAGAUUAUAUAUAUAUGUAUAUGUAUAGUAGGAACUAUCACUACCACUUCCAUGUUCUAGCAACAACUAGUAAAACAAACAACCUGUAAACACGCAAACACCCCCCGACACACACACACCCUAACUAUUAUUCCUGCGAAUCAAAUAGAGAGAAAAGAAAAUGAUAGAUUUUAUGUAUUUCUUCAUAUACAGAGAGACAAGCAUAUCUUUUUAAUAAACAAACAAAAGAAAAGACAAGAUCGUAAAAUUUAAAAUUGAACCUAUACAUAUAUAAAUAUACUGCAGGGGUCGCUCGCGCGUAGAAGCAGAAACCCUUUCCUAGCCGUUUCAUAGUGUAGCAGGAGUAGCAGAAGGAGCAGCAUAAGGAGCAGGUGGUUUUGUCCUCAUAUAACCGUGGCGCAUACAGCACAUUUAUACACACAUACAUAUAUCACUGUCCUAUAUUGGCCACAGUAUUAGAUGACGCACUCGAGACAAAAUGUCGCAUAAAUUUAAAGUAAAAGGAUUCACCUAUAGAGGCAUAUUAUAUCUGUCAUACAGAGCCAUAGGAGAUGAAGGUAUUUCAGAGCAGGGUAAUCAGUUAUGGUGAACGCAGUCAUUACAGAGCAAACUUGCCCAAACUCUUUGUGUUGUGUUCUGAACGAGCAAGGUUUCGGUUUAAUUUUUUUUUUGCGAUGUCCGGCAUCGAAACCUGCAAAAACCUUUUACGUCUAGGAGGGUUAAUGUAACUGUUAAAUAAGGCCUAUGUUUGUAACAGACAAGAGCAAAAAUUCCCGUGUAUAGCUUAUCUGCACAAAGCCACACAUACAGAACGCUAAAACAAAGUCAGUAGUAAGUUAAUUAUUUGUUCAUAAUAAAACACGCAGUCAAAAACGCACACAUAAAUUUAAUGUUAAGCCUAAACCCAUUUGAACCAUGUAAUGAAUUCGCAACCAUGUUCGCCUCACAGUGAAACGAUCCAACCGGUCAACAGCUAAACAUAUGUGCUCAGUGUACACAUUGUUGUGUUUUUUGUUCUAUCAGAACAAAUAGUAACAGCGGCCAUGUCAUCACUAAACCAACGCAGUUAGCACUAUGUACUAGGCGCCUCCAUACGCACCGGAACGGCUGUAUUGCAGUUUACAGUUUUUACAGUUUUCUAGCACUCGCUUGCCUAGUAGAAACUAACCGUACAGUCGCCACGAAUAGCAACACAUAACCGCAAUAUAAUACUUUAUGUGUGAGCCGCAUCUUUUUCGUAUUACGUUGCAGUAUUAAUGCGCGAUUAAGUAAUUGUCCGCAUCAGAGUGUGUUGAUGCGGAAGGUACAGUAGCGUACGAGUUUGUAGCGAAAACAAACUUUUCGAAUUAAAAAGGGGACAUAAGCAAGGUCAGAUUAGCACCCUCGUGUCUCGUAAAGAAACUUGCUGUAGCUGUGAGAGCUGCACGUGUGUUUGUACUUCUAUUGCAGGGUUUCCCAGACAGUUUUCAAUGUGGACAGCAUUAUUCACUGUUUGUUAGAUGUUUUCCAACAACUGUCACAUAUUGAUUUUUCGACACAAAUAAUCAGAUCAUGCUAAACAAGUUAAACAAAACGCCUAUCAAAAAGAAUCCAAAUCAUGGCGUGUUGAAAAUCAUGUGGAAGAACUGAAACACUAUUGCAAAGAAAAUGAAACAAGUGAACAAUGCUGUUCACAUUGGAACACCGGAACUCCAGAAACGCAGAAUUUUAUUUUUUGUAAUGCAUUCCAAUGUAUUCACAACAGCACAGGUUUAAAAGUGUGCAACAAAAACUACCUAGCGGCUACAAAUAAAUCAAAUUCAGUGUUCAAAAUUGUUCCCACAGCCGCCAGAGUUCGUGGAGCGAGACAGAAAUCGAGAGUAGUUGGCAGACAUGUUCAACCACCCAUCUGAGGAGUAAAGUGAAAUGGAAAUAAUGGUAACAUUAUGCAUGCAUCAUUUCCGUACUAUAUUUUGUGCUACGUUAAAUCCCAUAGUAUAUCAACAUCAGCUCGAUUAGUGUAGGGUGUUUGCUCUGAAAAAUGAAGCAUAAUAAGCUAAUAGAUAUUAUCGUUUGGUUUUUUAUUGUAAAAAAAAACUUCGCUACCUAAUUCCGUUUAGAUGACAGAAGAAAAAAAAAACCACAUACAGAGAAAUGUAGGAAAGGCUGCAAGCACAGAACAAUUAUGUUUUUCUUGUAUUUUGUAUGGUGUGUAAGUGGUUGUUCGACCCAUUGCUCGUAAAGUACCCGUGUCAAUUUUAGAAAAGUGGGAACGUUCCCUCUGCCCCGCGUGAGCGCCCCACAAUUCCCCGGCUGGACCCGGCACAAGGAGGUGGAAGGAUAGGACGAAAGAUACAGGAGGAUACAUACUAUUUUUUAAAAAGCAAAAAUUAUCACCACCGCCAUCGAAGCUACUCGUUUUUUAGAGCAAGCUCAGUAUGAAUGUUAGAGCUCAGCAGGUAUAGACAAUAAUCGAUGUACGCAGUCGCCGUUCCUAAGCAGCGCGGCCAGCAGGAAAGAGAAAGGGUUUGCGCCGACCAGCCGUGGAUGUAUGUGUGUGUGUGCGUGUGGGUGUGUGUGUGUGUGUGCGUGUGUCGGUGUGUGUGUAUCACUUCCCUACCUAGUGCAAGGCAUCUUAUGUACGAACCACGAAAGGUUUUCAACUUUAAACUAGACGAGUGAAAAGGACAAUAAUCAAUUACAAGACAUCAAGACAUUCACUGUUCCAGAGGUGUUUAGCUACAAUCAUUAAAAGACAAAGACACACACACAUGCACACACGUAGAGCAACCAAUUUAAAAUUCUACGUUGCAUUGAUGAUGAUAAUGAUGGGCGGAAAAUGGGGAGCAGGAAGGCUCGAUUGACGCUAAUAAGUAAGCAAAACAGGGACGGAAAUUUAUCCUCCAACCGAAGGGUGUGUAGUAGUUGCGUUAGUAGGCUCGGUCACAUUGGACCGGCAGAGUAGGCUGCUGUGCAAGAGUGUGUUGGUUUUACGCCACCGUAAUGUAACUAAAUAGAACGAUUAUAUACAUGCAUACAAAAUAUAUACACAUAUAUAGACACAAGCACACAUACACACUCCUUCAUGUAAAACGUUGAGGGUAAAAGCUAAAUGUACAUGUGUGUGUGCGUGUGUUGCCAAAACGAAUUCACGAUAUGAGGGAGGCAAACCCUCUACAUUAGUCCUUAACCACUCUCCCCUCCUCCACUUCCAAAUGAGCGUGCGGUACAGUACCGUCUCACCCACCCACCCACCCACCCACCCACACACACACACACACACUCCAGAGAUCGCUGUAUACAACGUAAAAAAGAAAAAAAAACUUUAAAUCCCGCAACCAGAAAAUGCGAGUAACACACAAAUAAGAUGUAUUUAAAGUUAAAACAAACCAAAACAAACGCCAUCACCGUAAAAUGAAAAACUAACUGAAAUAUGUGCAAUGACAAUAGACACGAAUCAAUUGAAAACCAGAAACUAAUGAAAAAUAAAAUUGUAGAACGCUUUUUAUGUAAGAAAAAUCAAA